AUGCUCGAACUAUAGGAAUUGAGUCCCCUCCCUUCCCCUUUAUGCUACCCAAAAAAUCUAUUAUCUUUUUUCUUAUUAAAAAAUUUAUUAACAAUUAAAAAAGGAAAAAUAUGUAUGCGAUUGAAUUGCAGAUACUGACUAUGCAUGAUAGAUGGGAAGCAAUGAAGCAUACAAUGGAGAGAGCUGUGAUUUGAUGUUCACGGUUGCCAUGUUCCAAAUGAAGACCAAGCUACAAGUGCUCACGACCAAUAACCCCAAAGAGUAUGAUUGUGAUUACAGGGUAGGGGGCAAUUUCUUGCAAGAUUCCUACACUGUUUAUGUUGGAGAGACUAACACCAUUGUUGCCCAAGGAAAGGGGAGGUUUGCGGUCACAGUGUAUCCCAAUGCUGACCAUGCAUUCAUUGCUGCGCUCAUCCUAGACGGCAUGAACAGGCCAGGUUGGAUUUAAUUAGCUUAAAAAACAUUGCACCAAUUAAGCUAUGGCCAAACUAUCUAUGAUAAAUCAAUAAAUUGUUCUAUAAGGC
This is a messenger RNA of Rubroshorea leprosula, 524 nucleotides long. The record is from the annotation of a GenBank genome assembly. Lineage: Eukaryota; Viridiplantae; Streptophyta; Magnoliopsida; Malvales; Dipterocarpaceae.